This is a messenger RNA of Knipowitschia caucasica, 234 nucleotides long. The record is from the annotation of a GenBank genome assembly. Lineage: Eukaryota; Metazoa; Chordata; Actinopteri; Gobiiformes; Gobiidae.
AUGGUCAACAACCUGCUCCGGCCGCUGGUGGAGGCUAAAGACUGCCAGCUCAUCCGGCAGAAUGUGUUCCACGCUCUGCCCAACACGGCAAACACGCUAAUCGGCCGCGCCGCGCACAUCGCUGUGCUGGACUCGGAGCUCUUCCUGGAGAAAAUAAGCCGCUCCAACCCCAUUCCCUGUCACCUCUGCUGCGUCACGCCGGUCAACAGCAGCAGCAGCAGUGUCUGGGAUUGA